Lynx canadensis (Canada lynx) is the source of this 5643-nucleotide messenger RNA. It is a transcript of the gene OGFRL1, whose product is annotated as opioid growth factor receptor like 1. The transcript is spliced from 7 exons. The record is from RefSeq and is a predicted model, not a curated record. NCBI's taxonomy places the organism in Eukaryota, Metazoa, Chordata, Mammalia, Carnivora, Felidae. Gene Ontology annotation, cellular component: membrane. Gene Ontology annotation, molecular function: opioid growth factor receptor activity. Bases 23 to 1384 code for a protein of 453 amino acids.
CGCGCCCGCCGCCGCCUCUUCAAUGGGCAACCUGCUCGGCGGGGUCAGCUUUCGCGAGCCCACCACCGUGGAGGACUGCGACUCCACCUGGCAGACGGACUCUGAGCCCGAGCCCGAGGAGCCCGGGCCGGGCGGCGGCGGCGGCGGCGAGGGCCCGGGGCAGGAGCCCGAGCAGCCUGCGCAGCCCCCGGAGCGAGCGGGCGGGCGGCCCCGCUCCAGCCCCGCGCCGGACGGAGACGCCGAGUCGGCGGGCGCCGAGCAGGGUGGUGAUUCCACUGAAGCAACUGCCAAACCAAAGAGAAGCUUUUAUGCUGCGAGGGAUUUGUACAAAUACCGACAUCAGUACCCACAGAACUUCAAAGAUAUCCGAUAUCAAAAUGACUUGAGCAAUCUUCGUUUUUAUAAGAAUAAAAUUCCUUUUAAGCCAGAUGGUGUUUACAUUGAAGAAGUUCUAAAUAAGUGGAAAGGAGAUUAUGAAAAGCUGGAGCACAACCACACUUACAUUCAAUGGCUUUUCCCCCUGAGAGAACAAGGCUUGAAUUUUUAUGCUAAAGAAUUAACUACAUAUGAAAUUGAGGAAUUCAAAAAAACGAAAGAAGCAAUUAAAAGAUUCCUCCUGGCUUAUAAGAUGAUGUUAGAAUUUUUUGGAAUAAAACUGGUUGAUAAAACUGGAAAUGUUGCUCGUGCUGUUAACUGGCAGGAAAGAUUUCAGCAUCUGAAUGAGUCCCAGCACAACUAUUUACGAAUCACUCGUAUUCUCAAAAGCCUUGGUGAGCUUGGAUAUGAAAGUUUUAAAUCUCCUCUUGUAAAAUUUAUUCUUCAUGAAGCUCUUGUAGAAAACACUAUUCCCAAUAUUAAACAGAGUGCUCUGGAGUAUUUUGUUUAUACAAUUAGAGACAGGAGAGAGAGGAGAAAGCUCCUACGGUUUGCCCAGAAACAUUACACGCCUUCAGAGAAUUUUAUCUGGGGACCGCCAAGGAAAGAACAGUCAGAGGGAAGCAAAGCCCAGAAAAUGCCUGCCCCUCCCACCUCUGGUCAUAUCAGUCAAACUUCUAUGCACAAAAAAUCCAAGGACUCUAAAAAUUCCUCCUCAGCUAUUCAUUUGAAUAGCAAAACAGCUGAAGAAAAAAAAGCGGCACCUGGAGGGGCUGGAGAAGAGGCAGACAGGCCUAGCACAGAGCCCAGCAGUGAAGCCACCAAGUCAAAGACAGAGGACGGUAAUGCUGAAAAUUCAAAUUCUCAACUGGAAAAAGCAGUCAGCCAUCCUACAGAGAGGAAGGAAAUUGCAAUUCCUCCUGAAAAAGAUGAAGAAGGUGACAAUCACAACAAAGACUGUGAAAAUCCUGGAAGUACAGGCUCCCCUGAUGAUGUACCAUUACAGUGAAUUAUCAGAAAACCCGCAAACGUGUAUAGGUAAGGGAGGAAAAACUGUACAAUAUAUCCUGAAGAACAGAGGUCAUUUCAAAUUUUAGCUAUCUGUUUGUAAUUUCUGUUGUAAACAGUUUGUUGUUGGUUUUUUAUUUUGAAUGAUAAUGAGUUUAAUAUUUAGUAAGAAGUUUUAAGCAAGACCCAAUAAAUGAAUGUAUUCUCUAACACUUUUAGGAUGUGAGUUUCCAAGUUCUGUACAUAAUAAUUGCUUUUAAAUUAUUUUCAGUGUAUGUGGAAAUAAUCAUGUAGUAUUUGAUAUAUCAAAUAAAUUCUUUUGGGAGAUUACGGUCUACAUGAAGAAAAUCAAGAGGAUAAAUUUCAUUAUUUUGCCACAUAAUUGCCCAAUUUAUGGAUUCAUAAAGCUGGGAAAACAAAUUUAGUCGAUUCAAAUGUAUUCAGAAAGUAAUUUGGAAUCUUCAUUACAACACCUCAAGAUGUUUCUUUUUAAAUUCUGGUAUGUGAAAUGGAUAUUCUUAGGAAGCCAUAAUCACCCAGCCCAUUUCUUGGGCUUCCCACUGUCCUUUCCUCUUUUCCUGUCUCUGCACUUGCCUUCAUUUGCCAUCUUUGUAGGCCAGCAUGUGCAUUUCUAGGGUACAUUCCAGUGAUCCCCUGUACUGAAAUUUAAAUCAAACAGAGGGGCACUUUUAACUGUAUGAUAUCAAGAAUUUGCUUUUUUAAAAUAAUAAAAAUGUUUUUCUAUGUUAAUGCUUAAAAACAAAUUUUGAUGCAAAAGUCCAAGAAAAGGACUUUGCUUUUAUGGCUGUUCCAUAUAAAUUCGGUGCUUGUUUCUGAAUGCAAAUGACUAAAGAAUUCAAAAAUAAGGAAAGAAAAUACACAUUUUUAAAUAGCAUGCUUCUUACACUGGUAACAAGGCAGUGGUCCCUAAAAUCUCAGUGUUCUGUGGGCUGUGAAAUUAACAAUAUUGCUUAGUCCAGUGUAUCUUUAAAAAAGAAAACAAUUUGAUGUAUCUCUAAGUAGUCAAACCUUGAAAUUCAGAACACUUAAAAUUCUGUAUUCUCAGUUUUAGCAAGCACUUGUUGCGUUAAUAUUGGUUAAGAGUACGUGGUUUUACUUUCUGUAAUAUUAUUACUAAUGUUACACAUCAGAAAAUAAUCACUGUGGUGAGAACUUCAAAGCAUACAUACAAAUAUAGUUAAAGCAAUUAAUAGAAAAAAAAUUCACUUUCAUUUAGAGAAGAAUUGGCAAUUGUGUGUCUCUUGGGCUUUUAGAUUCACUUUAACCCCCAGAGAAUUUUUACUGUGUCCUAUUUGUUAGUCACAUCAUAUCAUCCUCUGUUAACCUUUACAAUCGGGGGAUUUCCAGCAGAGAAUUUCUAGAAAAUAUACCAAUUGUAUGCCUUUAGAAGUAUGAUUUUAUUGCUUUGAAGUUUACAUGAAGCAUCAUAGUUGCUCAAACUUGAGUUUUUAAUAUAUUAUUAACCAAGUUGUAUAUCAUAUUCCAGUUAUAAAGCAUCUUCUCAUUUCUGGUUCCCAGAGUAUCCCAAUUUUUGCUUUCUACUUUCUACAAAAGCAGAAACAAUUCUGCUUUUGCAUUUCAAUUUCUUUUUUAUAUGGGCCCUGUAAUGUGCUGCUUAUAGCAAUGUCCCCAUAGAGCUCAAAAAACAGUUUUACAGGGUAAGAUGAGAGUAGUUGUUACAUUGAGCUGAACUGUAGGAACACGAUUAAUUCAAAAUAUCUUAGCAAUUUUGAAUACAUGAAAAAGUGUUCAGACUGCUUUCUAAGUGCAAAAUAUUUAAAAUUUGUGACUAGAUAUUAAAAUAUUAAUAAACAGUGGACAGAGACUAAAAUAAAUGGAUAUAAUCUGAAUUCCUUAGAAACUGUAGUGUAUCAGAGCCCUUACAAAUAAAAACACUUCAUUCAACAAUUUAACUUUUAGAAUAUUAUUCCUAAUUAGGGGUUUGAUUAGAUUGCAACAGUUAAUUUGAGAAUAUUUAGUCUCAAGGGAAAAACUGCCUGGCCUACAUUUAUAAACAGUGGCCUUUUCCCAGAAUGUUGUUUUUAAAAUCCAUAUUCAUAUGUAAUAGUAUGAUUCCUACAUUUAAUCCGCAAAUAAUUUAUGAGAGAAUUCCUUAGUGGAGAACAAAUAAGAGGACGUCAUUCCUUUUGCAGAUAAAAAUUAUGUCUAUAAUUUUUUUCUAUAAAGAAUACUUUGUAAAAUUAAUAGUUUUUUAAAUAAUAUCUAUAGAUACGUAUUUAUGUGGGUCUUAGAUAUGAAACAGCCUUCUGGGUUUGUCUCUAAUGUUUUGUAUUUUUAAAAACUACCAUAUGCUUGCAGAAAUUUACUGAGAAGCUGUUUUAAAAAUGCAGCGAAGCAUGGCCAAAUAGCUAGAAACAUUAUUGAAUCUUUGCAAAUAUAUAGACUUUAUUGUUGUACCUUGGACUGUGAGGAUAUAAACAUUGGCUAUUGAUAAAAUAUUUACUUGCAUUUCAUGGCAGAUAGAUGUUAUAUCGCUUGGUUAGUCUCGUACAUUUCUAAUAUUUUGUGCUUUCAUAUCUCUAAGGAGAUAAUAUAUGUGAAAGUAUUUUGAAAUACUGUAAAGUGAUAUAUAAUUACAAGAUAUAUUUCUGUACAGCAGAGAAAAAGUUUAUAACGUUAAGAAUAUUGUACCAUUAUACAGUUUCAUGCUCAAUCUCAUAAGAAACUCAAAAGAAUCAUGAUAGAAGAGAAAAUGUGUCUGCUUUUUCUAAAUCAGGUCUAGUUCUCAGUUCAAAAAUUAUUUUGCAUAGUUUUGUUUUGAAUUUUGAUUUUGAGACUACAUUUUUCAGCUUCGAGGAUAAAAUAAAAUAUGCAACUCAGGAGUUACUAGAGAAGUUCUAAGAUUUUUUUUGCUCAGUAUUAACAAUGUAAACAUGAAAAUGUCAUUUCAUAUCUAUCAUAGACAUUUUGUUUCAUAUUUUAUAUAAAAUUACCUACAUUGUUUUUAGUUUUUAUGCUUUAAUCUGAGUGAAGAUAUGAUCUGGUGAAAAAGGAAAAACAGUGCAAUGUUACAUCUGUUACUCUUUAAAAAGCCAUUUUUUAGGUAAACUCCCAUAUCAAGUGGUCAAAAACUGGUUGAGCUGAUAGGGAAUAUUUGGUUCAUUGUAUAAAGUUAAAUUUCCCAAGUUUGUAAUAGAGUUAUGAUUGGAUUUAUACUCUUGAGUAAAUGGGCCUUUUUUUUUUUUUUUUUUUUUGUCUUUCUAUAAUUGAGGCUCCUCUAAAAGCUUUAUUUUCUAACCUGAGAAAAGACGGACAUUCUUGAUCUUACUUGAUUAUAGCUUCAUCUAUGGGUCUUUCAUGCCUAUUUGUGCUGAGUGGGGAUCCUUUGUUAUAGGAAUGGUUUUGAAGAUUUCUAAUUUGUCUCCCGCUUAGAAAACUCCUCUUUGUUUUUUGGGCUAUAUGUGUUAAAUAGAAGGUAGGCUGGAGUUAGACAUGCUAGGAUCGUUUCAAAUGGAGUUGAGGUUAUAGAGAACGAUGAUGGAGUCAACGUAGGAUCUAGAAAUUAGGAGUUACAUAUACUGACUUCUUUCAGCUUUGAAUUCUGUAGUGUUUAUUACAUGAACAGAUUUGUGUGGGUAAUUUCUAGGGUGACAGUGAGUACUACCCUGCCUCCAUCCCUGUUCUAGUUAUCCAGCCCACCCAGCAGAUUGUGUUCAGGGACAGACUGUGGUUUUAGAAAUCCCUUAUUAUUGAAGUUAAUAAUAAUAUAGUUAUAAAUAUGAAUGCCUGGAGGUGUCCAGAUGUGCCUUAACUAGUAUAGAUGGUUUUCAUUCAGAAGUUUAAAUUUUUACUCCAUUGUAAAAUCUUCCCAUGAGGAACUUUCCAAACCAUGAAUAUCAGUUAUUUUAAUGAACUUUCUUUGGUGCUUUUUCAUUUUGGAGAAAUUUCCCUUUGUGACAAUAGUAUUAGUUCAUAAGGAGGUGUAUUUGCCACAGUGUUCAACAGUGUGUUAUGUUUGACAAAAUGUAUUUACAGUAAUGUUAACUACAUUGUUACAUUUACUUACGCUUUUGUUUGAUUUUGGUACAUGCUAUGAAUUUCAUUUUAAACAUUUCUCAGUUACUACAAGUAAUAUUUGUCUGUAUUUUACUUCUUGUUCUUAGCUGCAGAUGGAUGUAGAAAAUGGAAUUCUAUUAGAGAAUUAUUUAGAAGUUUAAUUCCAGUAGAUGGUUGGAGGAAUCUGAAAUUACUUUUCUUAUUAAAAACAUUUAAAAAGCA